Molecule: messenger RNA, 687 nt
Organism: Didymodactylos carnosus
Lineage: Eukaryota; Metazoa; Rotifera; Eurotatoria; Philodinida; Philodinidae
Source: the annotation of a GenBank genome assembly
AUGGUUUCAACUACGGGUCCUUACGCGCGUAUGGUGAAUAAUCGUUUCGAUUUAACACCAUAUUGUCAGAGAGCGUUGGUAGAUUCACUUGAUCGUUUAACAUCAGUUAAAUUUGCAUUAUUUUCGUUAGUUCGUCCAGCCCUUAAAAUUGCUGCUAGGUCUUUAUUUAUCGAAAACGAAGAAAUAAAUAUAUCAAAUAUACUUUCACAUUUGAACUCAAAUACUCCAGUUACAUCUCCACCACCAGAAGCACCACCACAACGUCCAAAACGUUCAUUUGGCCAACGUAUCAUUCAUUUUUUUACUGUCGGGAUACCAUUAGCUAUUUUAGUGGGAUUGAUUGCCGGUGUUAUGCACUUUGUCAAAUCAGUUUCCCAAGAUUUACUAACUGUUUUCACAAUCGGCUCAGAAAUGUAUCGAAUGGCUCGUUUCGAUGGUCAAUAUUACAAGCAAAAUCCACAAGAAUUACCAAGUAGAAAUGUGGCCUUUGAUGCUGUUAUCAAUCAGGUCGUCAUUUUUUAUACUAGUCGAUUGAUAUAUAAAAAAUUAGGCAUAUUUCAUUUUCUGGCUAAGCCACUCAUUUUUCUACUUGAACGAGUGCUGAAAAAUCGUGUUGCUACAUUUUUUGAUACAAUUGAUCGGUUACGAGGAAGAAAUGUGGCUGCUGGAGCACAAUAUCAAUCGUAA